Aspergillus steynii IBT 23096 is the source of this 606-nucleotide messenger RNA. Its product is annotated as iron-sulfur cluster assembly protein CIA2. The record is from RefSeq and is a predicted model, not a curated record. The transcript is spliced from 2 exons. The coding region runs from base 1 to 606 and encodes 201 amino acids. Gene Ontology annotation, biological process: iron-sulfur cluster assembly. NCBI's taxonomy places the organism in Eukaryota, Fungi, Ascomycota, Eurotiomycetes, Eurotiales, Aspergillaceae.
AUGGCGUCCGAGGUGCAAAAUUCGAACCCCACGAUCCUGAAUUCCGCCGACCUGCCCACACGGCUGCGUCCCGCAGUGUCCCACAAGCCCGGUGUCUUGAAGACCGGCGUCUUUGCUACGGCGCUUCCUGCAGAUCCAAUCGACCUCCUCUCGACCAGCCCUCCGUUGUCAGCGGAAUCGGACAAUGAUGAUGACUUGAUGGAAGAGCCUAUUGAUGAGCAAGAGAUAUAUGAUCUUGUGUCGACGAUAUCUGACCCAGAGCACCCGAUAUCCCUGGGAGCGCUUGCCGUUGUCUCGCUUCCGGAUAUCUCGAUUGUGCCAACGCUUCCAGAUGUCCCAAACUCGCCUCUUCGGACGGUGACCGUCCUUAUUACCCCGACGAUCACACACUGUAGUUUGGCUACCGUUAUAGGGCUCGGUGUUCGUGUUCGACUCGAGCAGUCUCUUCCACCACGCUUUCGCGUCGACACAAGAAUCAAGGAAGGGACCCACAGUACUGCCGACGAAGUCAACAAGCAACUAGCUGAUAAAGAAAGAGUGGCUGCUGCCUUGGAGAAUGGGACUCUGAUGGGUGUCAUUGCUAAGAUGCUGGAAACGUGUCAGUAA